This is a messenger RNA of Solanum pennellii, 3237 nucleotides long. Its product is annotated as pentatricopeptide repeat-containing protein At3g26540. The record is from RefSeq and is a predicted model, not a curated record. The transcript is spliced from 2 exons. Lineage: Eukaryota; Viridiplantae; Streptophyta; Magnoliopsida; Solanales; Solanaceae. Gene Ontology annotation, molecular function: protein binding. The coding region runs from base 109 to 2205 and encodes 698 amino acids.
AUGAAUUUAUCAUCCAAGCAAUUCACUGUUAUUUGUUUCAUUUGCUUGUUAGUUUGAUGAGAUCCAAUUACAGUUUGCAUCAAGAAUUCGAUCUUCCAUGCAACUUGCAUGGGUAUAAACGCAGCUUCGGUCUUGAACCAUAUCAUCAAUGGCGAACCCACCACCCCUUGCAGCUCCAAAGGGGCAACAUCUUCACAAGCGAAAGCCUUAACCACCACAAUAAUCAACCAUCUUCGUUUGGGUCGACUUGGAAAAGCUGUCUCUGUUUUGUUCUCAGCUCCAGUUCCUGUCCAUUUUGCUCUCUAUGCUCAUCUCUUCAGAAUCUGUGCAUCAAACAAGGCCAUUGUUGAAGUCCGUAAAGUCGAGUCGCAUUUGGUUAGUUUUGCACCAACCCCACCUGUAUUCUUGCUUAAUCGAGCUAUUGAAGCUUAUGGUAAAUGCGGGUGUUUGGUUGAUGCAAGAGAGCUGUUUGAUGAAAUGCCUAAAAGAGAUGGUGGGUCUUGGAAUGCUAUGGUUACUGCUUAUUCACAAAAUGGGUAUGCUGGGAAGGCGUUGGGUCUGUUUUCUGAUAUGCAUAAGUCUGGGGUUUUUGCUGCUGAGGUUACUUUUGCGGGUGUUCUUGCUUCCUGUGCUUCUACCUUGGCGCUUUGGCUUUCUAGACAGGUGCAUGCCCUUGUUUUGAAAUAUGGUUUUGGUGGUAAUGUGAUUUUAGGGAGUUCGCUUGUGGAUGUGUAUGGGAAGUGUAGGAGAAUGGGGGAUGCACGGAGAAUGUUUGAUCAAAUUGAGAGGCCAAAUGCUGUUACUUGGAAUGUGAUUGUUAGGAGGUAUCUUGAGAUGGGUAAUGGAAAAGAGACUGUUUUUCUGUUUUUCAAAAUGAUUUGUCUUAAUGCGAGGCCGCUGACAUUUACAGUCUCAAAUGCUCUAGUUGCUUGUUCUAGUUUUAGAGGAUUUCGUGAAGGAAUUCAAAUUCAUGGAUUAAUUAUCAAGAUUAAUUUUGAAGAGGACGAGGUGGUCUCGUGCUCUCUAAUUGAUGUGUAUGCCAAAUGUGGGGAUUUAGUGUGUGCUCGAACAAUUUUUGACCUGUUAUCCACUAAAAACUUGAUUCAUUGGACUUCUAUGGUGUCAGGAUAUGCCAUGAGCGGGAAAACCAGGCUAGCAAGGGAGAUUUUUGAUAGGAUGCCUGAACGCAGUGUAGUUUCAUGGAAUGCAAUGCUAGCAGGAUAUGCACAUAAUUCACAAUGGGAUGAAGCAAUGGAGUUAAUCAAUUUAAUGUGCAAUAAUAUGAGGGACACUGAUCGUGUGACUGUAAGUUUGAUCCUGAAUGUUUCUGCAGGGCUCUCAGAUCUUGAAUUGGGGAAGCAGGUUCAUGGAUACAUGUAUAGGCACGGUUUCUACUCCGACUUGAGUGUUGCUAAUGCGCUUCUUGAUAUGUAUGGGAAAUGUGGGAACUUGAGAAAGGCUAGAGCAUGGUUUUACGAAAUGAGUUAUUUCCGAGAUAUGGUUUCUUGGAAUGCUUUGUUGAGUAGCUAUGCUCGUCAUAAGAUGAGUGAAGAAGCUUUAGUAAUUUUCUGGGAAAUGCAACAAGAGGUGACACCUAGUAAAUUCACUUUCGCUACUCUCUUGGCAGUUUGUGCAAAUAUUUUUGCUUGUGAACAAGGUAAACAAAUCCAUGGGUUUUUGAUUAGAAAUGGUUAUGAUUUGGACAUCGUUAUCAGAGGAGCUUUGGUUGAUAUGUAUUCCAAAUGUCGUUUACUUGAGUAUGCACUGAAUGUUUUCAUUGGGACUUCUGUGAAAGAUGUUGUUCUCUGGAAUUCUCUGAUGCUUGGAUGUUAUUAUAACAAAAAAAGUGAAGCAAUAUUAAAAUUGUUUGAGUUGAUGAAGGAGGAUGGAGUGAAGCCAGAUAGUACAACCUUCCAAGCUGUACUGCUUGCAUGUAUUUCUCAGGGUUGUGUGAAAAUGGGUAGACAGUAUUUCAAUUCACUGAGUCAAGAUUAUUUUAUUAUACCACAAUUGGAGCAUUACGAAUCCAUGAUAAAGCUAUAUGGUCUGCAUGGAUUCUUUGAUGAGCUUGAAGAUUUUGUUGAGAAGAUGCCAUUUCAACCCACAGCCCCUAUGUUAGCAAGAGUUUUUGACUCUUCCAAAGAAUACAAUAACACAAGGUUAGGAAAAUGGGCUGUCAGACAUCUUAAUUUUCUGAAGGACUGAAAUUUUUUAUUCCGUGCUGUUUCAAAGUUUCGGACAAGCUAAUUUGUUACAAGGUUGGCUAAAGCAACUGUCACUAUAAUAUGUGGACACAAGCCUGCUUGUGGACUUUGGAACUUUUUUAGUGUGCCAAAUUGCUGAAUAUUGCUCUGACACAAAAUAUUUUACCAGAGCCAAAUACUGCAGAGAAGUAGAUCUCCCGAAAGUGCUUGAACUUAUGAAUACAUACAUAAUUCGAGCACACCAAUUUUUUGAACUGUAACGCAAAGAAGUUGAUGUUUAGGUGGCCGCUACAUAACUCCUUGUGUUAUAAAAGAUGAUCAUUUGUGGUGGCUUUGACAUUUUCUACAAUGAAGUGGCUGCACUCAGUCAUAACUUGAUUGGUCUCUAACAGAUAAAUAGGGAGCAGAUCUUCCUUCUCCUGGUAUCCAUCCGGGCAGAAGCUGAUCGUGACCAGUGAAGAAAGGAAAGCUAUUAAUCAAACAAUAGAUUGAGGUUCUGACAAAGUUGCUUCAGACACAUCAGGCUUUUCACCUGAGCAUGGUAGAGCGAUCAUGGGUGAAGAAGUUGGUUCUUGAUUAAGACGUGAUAUAAGUUGUGUGUGUGAAAGAGCCAUUGUAUGUGGAUUGUACUCUAGUUGCUACCAUCAAGCCAGGUAACAUGACUAGUCAGACAGAUGGGUGAAAAAUGUGAUACUGGAUUGGGAUAAGCUGAGUUGAGGAUUUUCACAGAGUGAGUCUAGUUCUAGGUCAUUUCGGAUGGUAAAGAAGAGCAAAUGCUAGGGAUCCUGGAACUACAAAUCUGCUAGAGGUAUUAAUGUUGGAUUGGUGAAGGCCUAAGCCCCUAAAGGGUGGCUUUGCUUGGUGAUUGUGACUAGCGAUACAAAAUGAAAAUGAUGGAAGAAUACGCCAUAUGAUCUUUGGAUUCGGGUUGUUGCACUUAAACUUGUGUAAAAGUUGAAUAAAUACACACACAUAUUCUACAUCACAUAAUAUGUACAGGACAUUGCCGUGUAGAAUGUAUUUUUAACACAUA